Messenger RNA from Epinephelus moara (kelp grouper), 3568 nucleotides. It is a transcript of the gene ribc1, whose product is annotated as RIB43A domain with coiled-coils 1. Lineage: Eukaryota; Metazoa; Chordata; Actinopteri; Perciformes; Serranidae. Bases 138 to 1274 code for a protein of 378 amino acids. The record is from RefSeq and is a predicted model, not a curated record. The transcript has 8 exons.
UUACCAUGGUUACCAAGGGCAUCUAAACACAACAGGAACCGACCAGCGACACAACUUCUUACACUGAGGUGCUACUUUGGUCUAAAGACCUAAAUUGAAAUAUCUGUAACGUCAGAGGCUUAUUAGAAACUGAGAAAAUGUACAAAGCAGAUUUGCCUGUGGACCAGUCCAUAGAAAAGGCUGUGGAGAGGCGGAGGUCUGCAGAAUCAGCACGUAAAGCUCGGAUCUAUAAUACCCGGCUUCGUGUGCUGGGCCUCGACCUUGAUGCUCUCAAUAAACAGGUCCAGGAGAAAAAACAUCAGCAAAACACGGAGCUGCAAUGGGGAAAAGCUUUUGAUAAGCUCAGAGAGCGUCAUGAUGAAAUCCUGCUGCAGCAAGACAUUGAUGAAAGAGAGAAGCGAGCAGCUUUGCACACUGACCUGACCCAGUAUUGGGCCACUCAACAGCGUGUAGAGGACUCACGCGAUGCUGAUCUCAAGUGCAGCCUGAAGGGGGCAUUCAGGUUCACCAUUCCAGAGGGUGAGCUGGGCCCUGCCAGUAUGACAAUCUUCCAGGGAGAGGACACUGGAGAGGAGCAGAGGAGGAGAGAACAAAUGAAAAAGACAGACAGAGAUCUGCAAGCACAGAAGGAAGACAAUGAGAGGAGGCGCAUGGGAGACAAGCACAGAGAGAGUCUCAUGAGCAAAGAGCUCGUGCAUCAGGACCUUAAGGGGGUUCAGCUACAUGCACUGGAGGAGGAGUGUCGGAAAGCUACCCGCAUGGCACUCGACAACUACAAUCGAGCUCUGGCUGCAGAGCGGGCAGAGAAACUGAAGGAGCAGCACAGGAGAGAAGAAAGGGAGAAUCUUGAAGAGAUGCUGCACACGGCGACAUCUGACAUGAUGACAGAGUGUGCAGAGGCAGCGGAGAGAGAGGUGGAAAGGGGGAGGCCAACACGGGUUCUGAUAGACAGAUGGAAGGGGAUGAGCGCUGAGCAGCUGAGCGCCAUCCAAAGGGAGAGAGAAGAACAGCGUCUUGAGAGACAGAGGCAACGUGAUGCUGAGAAGAUUCGGGACACAGCUCGGGAACUCCAGCUCCUGAAGCUGUCCAGAGAAGCAGAGGAGGAGGAGAGGAGAGCAGAAAAGCUGAGGAGAGAGAAGAGGAUUCAGACAGAUCAUUUCAACAUGCAGCUGGCCAGAGAGCAGCAGGCACAUCAGGAGUACCUAAACAAGAAGCUGUACACCAACAAACCCACCAAGGACUACUUCUAUCAAUUCAACACCGGCUCCCGCUGACAACCACACAAUGUACACAGGCUGUGACAAUGUGCAAAUUAAAUCUAUUGAUUGUUAUACUCACACUCGCUGUGAAUCGAAUCGUGAUUGAUCAAUACUUGCUGCUUAUUCUGAAGAGACACAUAUGCAUUGAUUUUAUUGGCAGAUACUGAUGACAAAGAAGGCACCCUUGUUUUGGUACAGAUUGUUCCACGUAUUUUAUUUUUCAGUCAUAAAUCCGGUUACAGUGGUAGAUUCAUAAUGCAGUUACAGUUAUAGUGGCCACCCAACUCCUGUCGUUCACCCAUGACACAUAUAGAUACCAUCAGUUCCAUUGUGCACCCCACACAGCACAAAGAGGCACAUCUGCACCCCGGCAGUGACACACACACUCCCUGCCCCUCCUUCCUCUCCUAUUUACUCUCACCCCUCCCCUUCCUCUCAGCCAUUGUUGUUUAAAAUCUGCCUGCUUUUUUAUUGAGUUCUGAAGCUUUUCUAAACGAACCAAUUCACUUUUUUUUUUGUUUUUAUCUUUUAAAUAUUAAAAAAAGGGGGAAAACAACAGCGAAAAGCAAAGACCAGCAUCCUCAGCUUUCCCCUCGACACAUGAAAAGCAAAGAGUGAGUGGCAGUCGAGUGAGUAUCUGUGUGUGUACACUCAUUCCUCAUUCAAAGCUAACAUUUGCCCCGAACACUGACAAACACAGAUGUUUAGCAGCAGAUAGUCAAGUUAGUAUAUUGGCAUAUUUUGUGUCAUUCAUCGCUCCUGUAUGAAAAUAGAUUUUUUUUUUUUUUUUAAAAGCUUUAUUUGUCCUGAGUGUGUCUGUAUAACUGACAACAGGGAGUUUACACACACCUCCUUCAGUGCCACCAGCCAGUUUAGACAUCCCGUAUAUUUUACCUCGGGGACUGUCAGGUGGUGUUUGGCCAGUGUCAAGCUUUUAUUUGAAUAAGGAGAACUGAGGCAGCAGCGUUGCAUAUAGGUACUCCCUGUGGUAUGCACAAACCGGCUCUGCCUCUCAUAACUGCAUCAGACAAAAACUCCACAGAUAUUCACUGCGCUGCAAUGCAUUGCAAGAUGGUGAUGGGCAUGAAUGCAAUCUUAGCUUUCGUUGUAAUGGAACUACGACUAACACUAAAUGACACUAAUGUACAUUUUUUUGAUUUUCAGAUUUUGAAAAUGUUCGCAAACAUCUACAGAACAAUAUGGAUUUUUUUUCCUUUUAAUUUUUUCAUUUCAACUAUAAAGUUUUUUUUUUUUUUUUUUGCUAAAACAGCCAAAUCUCACUGCAAUCAUUUGUCAAAAGUGGGGAGGUUGAAUUUAUAGCAAUAGUACAAAGAAGAAAAAUGACAACUUGCAACACUUUAAAAUUAAGUGGUUUCAAACCUGCACAUUUUUCACAUUUUAUAUCAAACGUGGUCGGGUUCAUUAAAACAAUCUUUAGGGGGUUGUAUUUACAUUCUGUGGAGAAAAAAACUGUUCAUCUCAUAACCACUCUUAUCUCUCCGGUACCUUGUAAGCUCAGGUUUUUAUUUAAUCAGUAGCAUGUAAAUACAAUGUCUGCCCAGCUCUGCAAAAGAAUACAUUCUCUGUGUUUGAUGUAAAUGCCAACUGCUUGCCUUUAUUAUACAUCAACUGGCAAUCAUUAUGCCUGUCUGCAAUAUCAACUUGCAUUGAUGAGGGUCUGAAAAUAAAACAUGAGAGUGUUUGCCCGCAGGAGACUCCACUCUCUGAUCUGUAAAUAUACAUAAAUACUGCUCCUCAAACAGUUUGCGAAGUAUGAGAUGGACAGGUAUGAAAAGAUUUGUUAAUUAGAGACAACAAUGUUUUUAAUACAGUGUAGAAAGAGACAAGGACACGUACAGAAAGCUACACAUAGGUCUCGACGAGAAAAAAAUAAUAAUUACAAUAUCAUUUCCAAUAAUGACAUUACACUUCUGGUGGGAAGGCGAGAGAGUAAUGACAUCAAUCUGGUGCUCUAUGCAGACCCAGCAGGCACAGGAACUUAUAAGGAGCAUGUACAUAUCUAUAAUACUGUAUUAUGGCUAAAUAGAUAGAUGUAGAUGCAGCUAUAUACACCAGAUGCUACUCAGCAUGUUCACAGCAAGUUCCCCUUAUGCAUCCAAUGUUAUUUAUAGUAAGAAACUUGGCUUCACUUAGUUUCAAUGAUCUCGAUCUAUGAAAUAUGUCGAUAAAGAAAGUCAUGAGUUUUAUAUAAAUAGUGUAAAAACAAUAUGAAAAAAGUGAUGAUAUAAAUAAAAAAUGGCAGAUAACAAAAAAUAAUUCGUAUUCAAACACAUUUGUAAAAAAAGAAA